This is a messenger RNA of Rubroshorea leprosula, 1340 nucleotides long. Lineage: Eukaryota; Viridiplantae; Streptophyta; Magnoliopsida; Malvales; Dipterocarpaceae. The record is from the annotation of a GenBank genome assembly.
CCCCUCUCAAAACAGAAAAAUCACAAAAAUUUCCUUGACUUAUCCCUAAAUCUACUCAAGUUUUGAAGAAAUUUACGGAGAUUGAAAGUCAUCAACAAGAGGUGCAAAAGAAGAGUUCGAAAUUGAUUCGAAGAAGGGAGUUCUAAGCAUAGAAGGUAUGAAUCUAGACUAGAAAAGGGGUAGAUGUGGCAAAACUAAGAAAUCCCAUUCCAGAUAGGAUUGAGUUGUUAUCUUAGGGAUUGGGAUUUGAUUAUUAGAAGCACAUUAGGAUUGGGUUUUCCUUUUGUCUAUAAAAGGGGGGGCCUUCGGCUUCUAAGGGGAAAGAGGAGGAGAAUGGAGGAAGAGAGAUCCGAGAGUGGAGAGAGAGAAAGGGGAAACGCAGAAACUUGUAUUUGGACCUCAAGAGAAUAAAGUCUUGAUUUUUCCUUUUCUUCAGGUGUGCAUUGUUCAUAAUUUUUUUUUUCUUUCUACGUUUUCUGUUGUUCAUAUUUUGUUCUUUCUUCCUCUCUUUUGUGAAUUGCUUGGUUGCCCUUUUAAUUGUUUUUUUCUUGGUUUAUCUGCAGCAGACCCUGUAAAAAUCGAAGGGAUUUCUCUGUUCUUUCUCGAUCCUUCUCCUUUCUUUUGAAAAAGGAAAAAAAACAAAAAAAGAAAACCCUAGUCGCACGAGCAGAAGGUCCUCUUUCAGAGUAGGGGUUCGGCAGCCACCAGAAAAAGGAAGAUCUUUUUUCUUCUCCAACCAAAAAAGGAACCUCUCUUCGGCCCCCUUUGACUCCCAUUUCACCUCCAUCUUUGCCGAUUAUCAUUCUCAUCACCAUCAUCAAUCACCAAACAGCCACAAUAGAAAAAAUGGAGGGCUUCUUUUCGGGAAUCGGUUCUGCUCCUUCUCUCGGGUCCCAUUCUUUGCUCAUCCGUUCCUCAUACUCUGUUAGCUCCGUUCUUGAACUGAUGGCCUGACAUCCAGUAAAGAAGAGGAAGCUUCGCAGAAGGAGGGCUUGAAGGAAGACUAAAAAAGGGGAAAGGAGCCGCCACAAAAGAAAAGAAGGGAAGAUUUGGUUUUCUUUUUUUGGGCUCUACCGAUUUGGUGGUCUGGAUAGCUGUUAGGACUGUUCCCGGGGGAAUCUUCUGUGUGAUUGGUAUAUUUGGCCGCUCAGAUGUGAAAACCGGAGGGAAACGGGAUCUGUUAGUGGCUUCCGAUUGCUGAGAAAGUAGUAAGUGUGAUAAUAGUGAGGAUGAUGAAACGAGAUCCCUCCUUCCGAAUUUACCAUUUUUUCUUGAAAUUUCCGCUUAGGUUUUCCUUUUUCUCUUUAAUGUUUUGCUGAUAGUAAAUUAUUAGAUUUGUU